CAACCUGCUCCGGUCCAAUCAGCCUCAGUGCCUACCUUCACACAUAAGCGGCAGGGGCACUCAGGUCUGUCAGACCCUACACAUGCAAACGCUACAUACACACUUGUGACACCCGGACACGUUGGCACACACCCGGCCCCCCUUGCCACCCGUUCCCGCCCUCAUCGAGACACCUCUGCACGACCCCUCCGCCAUUGGCCGAGUUGCGGAGCCCUCAGCAUCUCCAUCGUGGCUGAAGGGAGCAUUCAGGAGAGCGGGAGACACAGGUGAAUGAUGAAGACGCUCGUACGAUUGGUAGUGGGACUGCUCGUCCUCGAAGCGGUGGCGGCCAAUCCCCGGUUCUCUCGGCAAGCCGACCUGGACUCAUAUGACGACGGCAACUACGAUGUGGACGACGUUAACUCGGAAAACCAGGAGUAUGACUAUGAGGACGGGCCGACCAUCGAGGAUCCCGAGAUAGAGAUUGGCACCCUGGCUCCACCUGACUACAACUACCCAAUGCCCGAGGCCUCGUUGGAGGAGCAGGAGGAGGAGGAGGAGGAGUUGCCAAUAAAGCCCCAGCUCAUCCCUCAGGGCUCAGGGGGGUCCGGUGUUCUCAUGGGCCCAGACACACAGAAAGAGGUGGAGCUGCGUCUGACGGCCAAUGACAUCCUUCAUGUCUCCGGGGAUUUUGGGGGCUCAGUGGGGUCCGGUGCCUUGGGAGCCUCUGGGGUUUCUGGGUCAGGAGGCUCAGGAGACCCACUGGUCUCCGGUGCCUCCGGGGGUUCCGGCGAUAUUAUCUUCAUCUCUGGGGCUUCUGAGGAGAUUCUCAGCAGCUCUGGAGGAUCAGGGGAGUUCUUAGUGUCCGGGGAUGUGGAUUUCUUGAUAUCAGGGGAUCUCUAUGGAUCUGGGGAGGUCUCCGGAUCUGGAGACCUCCUGAUGUCUGGGGAGAUCCUAGGAUCAGGGGAUUUCCUAAUAUCCAGUCAUCUUUCUGGGUCCGGGGAUCUCUUGAUAUCUGGAGAUCUAUCAGGAUCUGGAGAUCUCUUGAUAUCUGGGGAUACCAUGGGAUCCACAGCUUCUGGAGCCUCUGGGGACUUUGUCUCUGGAGAUUCUGGAAUUCUAAUAGAAUUGGGAUCAAGCGGGUCUGGGCUUGAACUCCCUCUGGGCUCUGGAGGGUCUGGGGACCAAAUUGGUUCUGGGUUCUCGGGAGAUCUCCUGACCUCAGGUGCCUCUGGAGGCUCUGGGGUUUCUGGGGACACAGAUGAGUCUGGGGAGUCAGGGAUAACAUUAUUGCCUGGAGAGGUGGAACUCCCUCUCAUUCCUACAACUAUCCCACAAGAGGCAUCGGGUACUUCUGGAGAUUUCUCAGGAGUUUCAGGAACCUCAGGGGACCUUGGAGUCUCUGGAGACAUAGAUGUCUCUGGAACUUCUGGUGUCUCUGCCUCUGGAGAACCCAAGGAGCCUGAUAUAAUUCUGAUUCCUGACAUUGAUAAAGAGGAGGGGCUGCUUCCGACACAAGAGACCCCUCAGGAGGGUACUGGUGGUGUAGAAACAACACUGGGCUCUGGGCUACCAGAGCCAAAGGAACCCGAAGAACCUGAGGUUGACACGAAAGGUAUGCCCACUUGCUUGCUGUGCACAUGCCUUGGUGGUUCAGUCUACUGUGAUGACUUGAAACUGGAUAGCGUACCACCUCUGCCCAAAGACACAACUCAUUUCUAUGCCCGCUACAACAGGAUCACCAAGAUCAACAAGUCUGACUUUGCCUCCAUGAACAAGCUGAAGAGGAUCGACUUGACAGCCAAUGCCAUUUCGUCCAUUGAAAGCAGGGCGUUUAUGGGUCUGCCAGAGCUUGAGGAGCUGGUGAUUCGAGAAAAUCACAUUUCACAGAUGCCCGUCCUGCCGGAGACCAUGACUCUGAUUGAUGCCAGCCACAAUAACAUUGAGUCCAAGGGUAUUCCCAAGGAGGCUUUUAAGGACAUGACCGGCUUGCUCUACCUGUACCUGACGGAUAACGAAAUAGACUACAUCCCUGUGCCUCUUCCAGAUAGUCUGCGAUCCCUACAUCUACAGCGUAACAACAUUCAGUCAAUGCACGAGGACACCUUCUGCAACCUGCACGACUUCAAUUACAUUCGCAAUGCGCUGGAGGACAUCCGCCUUGACGGCAACCCCGUCAACCUCAGCCGAACUCCGCAGGCAUACGUUUGCCUGCCCCGCAUCCCGGUCGGCGACCUCAUCUAAAAUUCAAACACACCCAAACAAAGCGACCGCCGCCACGCGUCCCUGUAAAUAACGACCCAACAAGUGCACGGGGGGCGUGCGGAUGAUACUCGUCUUUGGCGUCUUUCCACACGCCGAUGGAUACAGUAUUUUGCGGAGAGGUACCACUCUGCGUGGAUAUCCACGAUUCCAUAAAUGCGUGAGAUGUGACUGACAAUGCACAUACACACCGAUGUAGCACACCUUCAGAACGGGUGCACACAUACACACUUAAAUAAAUAACAUAAGCCAAACUGUUUCACAACUUGAUUUAGGAGUUAAAGUCAACCCUCAACUGAAUGUUUCUGUCUGAUGUCUGCUCACAACUGGUCAAAUUUUUUUUUUUUUGUCUAAAAGAUGUUUGUUUUGUAAAAAUGAAAUAUAAAUGUUAAAUAAAUCCUUUGGAAAUGUAAACUUAUUGAAGGCCGGAGCUCAAUGAAAGGUGAGAUUUUGAGUACCUAAUGCAAUAAAAGACGCAUUUUAAACA
Molecule: messenger RNA, 2728 nt
Organism: Syngnathus acus (greater pipefish)
Lineage: Eukaryota; Metazoa; Chordata; Actinopteri; Syngnathiformes; Syngnathidae
Gene: epyc
Product: epiphycan
Exons: 10
Coding region: 271-2223 (650 amino acids)
Molecular function (GO): protein binding
Source: RefSeq, a predicted model, not a curated record